Molecule: messenger RNA, 13515 nt
Organism: Coregonus sp. 'balchen'
Lineage: Eukaryota; Metazoa; Chordata; Actinopteri; Salmoniformes; Salmonidae
Source: the annotation of a GenBank genome assembly
CUCACACACACACAGAGACACACACAGGAGGCGGUUCUCUCCCUCUCCAUCAGAAACAACUGACAGCCAGCCAGGAGAACUGCAUCCUCUGGUUUGGUAGUUAUAGCCGCAGCGUAUACAGCUACUAGCCUCCUCUACUGCCUGCUUACAUCUGUCAGCUGGCCGCCCGAUACGUGGAUCCUUUUGUGUCCGACUCCCAUUGUGCCAUCUAUUGUGGGGGCUAAAGGAAACUGCCACCAGUUGACAUGACGAAAGAACACAGGGGCUGGGACCUCAAAGGCUUGCUGAAGAGGAACUGGCUGCUGAUUGCGACCAUUGUGUCGGUGCUGUUAGGUAAGUGAAAGUGAAGCCCCCCUAACCCUAUUGUCUGCGCUCUGCUUAGCGUGAAGAAGCCCUGCUUGAUGCCUGUCUGUCUCCCCCCUCUCUCUCUCCUUGCUCUGUAGGUGGAGGUGCAAUCCCUCCCCCCCCCCCCUCUCUCUCUCUCUCUCUCUCUCUCUCUCUCUCUCUCUCCUCUCUCUCUCUCUCUCUCGCUCUCUCUCUCUCUCUCUCUCUCUCUCUCUCUCUCUCUCUCUCUCUCUCUCUCUCUCUCUCUCUCUCUCUCUCUCUCUCUCUCUCUCUCUCUCUCUCAAUUCAAUUCAAUUUAAGGGCUUUAUUGGCAUGGGAAACGUGUGUUAACAUUGCCAAAGCAAGGGAAGUAGAUAGUAAACAAAAGUGAAAUAAACAAUAAAUAUUAACAGUAAACAUUACACUCAGAAGUUUCAAAAGAAUAAAGACAUUUCAAAUGUCAUAUUAUGUAUAUAUACAGUGUUGUAACAAUGUGCAAAUAGUUAAAGUACAAAUGGGAAAAUAAAUAAACAUAAAUAUGGGUUGUAUUUACAAUGGUGUUUGUUCUUCGCUGGUUGCCCUUUUCUUGUGGCAACAGGUCACAAAUCUUGCAGCUGUGAUGGCACACUGUGGUUUUUCACCCAGUAGAUAAGGGAGUUUAUCAAAAUUGGGUUUGUUUUCGAAUUCUUUGUGGAUCGCUGUAAUCUGAGGGAAAUAUGUGUCUCUAAUAUGGUCAUACAUUUGGCAGGAGGUUAGGAAGUGCAGCUCAGUUUCCACCUCAUUUUGUGGGCAGUGUGCACAUAGCCUGUCUUCUCUUGAGAGCCAGGUCUGCCUACGGCGGCCUUUCUCAAUAGCAAGGCUAUGGUCACUGAGUCUGUACAUAGUCAAAGCUUUCCUUAAGUUUGGGUCAGUCACAGUGGUCAGGUAUUCUGCCACUGUGUACUCUCUGUUUAGGGCCAAAUAGCAUUCUAGUUUGCUCUGUUUUUUUGUUUGUUCUUUCCAAUGUGUCAAGUAAUUCUCUUUUUGUUUUCUCAUGAUUUGGUUGGGUCUAAUUGUGUUGUUGUUGUGUUGUUGUUGUUGUUGUUGUUGUCCUGGGGCUGUGUGGGGUCUGUUUGUGUUUGUGAACAGAGGCCCAGGACAAGCUUACUUAGGGGACUCUUCUCUUCUCUCUCUCUCUCUCUCUCUCUCUCUCUCUCUCUCUCUCUCUCUCUCUCUCUCUCUCUCUCUCUCUCUCUCUCUCUCUCUCUCUCUCUCUCUCUCUCUCUCUCUCUCUCUCUCUCUCUCUCUCUUCCUUUUCGUCUGUCUGUUAUUCUCCUAUUUUGACACAGUUUUCAUUGCUUUCUCUCCUGAUGUUUUCCACUGCUGCAGUCCAGGCCUGGAGUCAUCCAUAAGCCUGUCUUGGUCCUAUAAGGAUGUGUAGGGCUGGGGGCUGGUUGAUGAGAAUAGUAUAAUGUGCAUGCAUGGGUGUGUUUGUUGUGUGUGCAUAAUGUCGGCUUGUGCAUGCACCUGUGUGUGCACGUGUGUGCGCAUGCACCUGUGUGUGCACGUGUGUGCGCAUGCAGCUGUGAGGAUGUUCGAAGAUGGAUGCAAACAGUGUGUGUGUGACUGUUCAUUAUAUGUAUGUGCACAGCGGUCUCUGCCACUGCUACGCUGAUGCCCACUCUCCUACACGAGACAGGGUUCCCUGCACUGUGCUAUGCUGUGCUGCCUCCCAGAGCUUGUCUCAUUGCCCCAGUCAAAUGUAACUAGACUGAACUGAGUUUAGGAAACCCUGCCGUAUAGCACUAACCAUUCUGCAUGUGAGGUCCUGUCAAUGUGAUUCACUAAUAGUGUGGCUCAGAUAUGGCCUAUCCCACCAAAGCAUAUCUUGUGGCUUUUGAUAUUUAUUUAAGGGAUAAUCAACUAGUGGCUGUGGAGUCCUGUGGAAUAAGCUACGACACAGCCUAGUCGUGGUAUAAACUACAAUGUACUCCGUUAUUGACAUAGCAAAGGGUAAUGAUGGUGGUGGACAAAUCAUCCAACAAUUCAGUGUUAAUUAUGGACCUUAUUACUGUAUUACGCCAAGAAGGAUAUUAUUUAGGCUAGUUAGAUUGAUUCACACUGCCUUGUAACGUUGCCUGCGACCCGUUGUUUUGGAAAAAACAGCCCACUGAUUUUUAGGGCCCCUGUCACUGAAUUGUCCUACCCUGUAGCACUUUUUUUUGUGCUUGCUUGGCUGGAUAUUUAUGAUUUUAUGGACUAAAUGGACUUUGGCUCAGUGGCAGAAUUAUGUUUAAUGCGUUUUAGAGGAUGUCGACCCAUUAAAUGAUAAAUGCUGACUUUGAAGGGCCCUCCACAAGGAUAACGCAAUCUCUGCUUAUGCAUCUACCCACUGGGCACAGACGUCAAUUCAACGUCUAUUCCAUGUUGGCUCAAUGUAAUUUCAUUGAAAUGACAUGGAAACAAUGUUGAUUCAACCGUUGUGUGCCCAGUGGGUAGUUUCAGAAUGUAAACACAUAAACGUGUUUUGGUCCAAAUGCAUAUGGCCAAAUAGAUAAUCCAUUCCUAUUUUGAUUUACCUUUCUUGGAGAAAAAAUCUAAUUUACAACAUUGUAAUAGUUGCCAUGGAGAGGAGAGUUAAUAGAGCCAAUUGGGAGCUGAGAAUCUUUAGGUGGCCAUAGUAGUGUCCAAUUGGAAUUCUGGCCUAAGAUUGAGUGUUCUGAUUGAAUGUUGAUUGUUCAUGAAUUUCAUCCCCAAAAUUGCAGAAUAUGCCUUUAAUUAACACAAUUCUUUAAAAAGUGUAAUGGAAUCUUGAGUGACCACAGACAGUCAACACCUCAUUUGGUUUACAUGCUGAGAUGGGCACUCUGUCAGUCUGUAAUUUGGUUGGUUUGCCAUGUAAUGCCUUAAACAGACACAUAGUUCCGCCAUCAGAUGUCACACUGUAAUAGAAAACUAAGUUAUAUGGUAUUUUUUAAAAUUAUUAACAGUAAAAUAUUCUGACACUUUUUACUGAAGCAUACUGUAAAUUAUGAUGCAUUGUGGGAAAAUGUUGUGGGCGGGGAAAGAAUUGCUGUAUUUCAAAUGGUACUGUAAUUCCACUCCACAGAACAGUACCGUACCCUAUUGUUGGAGAGCCAAAAACCUUUUGACCACUAGUGGGGUGCAUGGUAUUUUUGUUUCUGGCUCAUUAGCAUAUUUUUGUGGUUUGCUAUAUUUGUUACACCCAUGAGUUAGAAUGCUGUACCAAUUCUAAUUCCUAUGUGGUUAUAGUGCCUCAUCAAUUUAAAAUGUAUAAGGGACAGAUUGUAGUGGCAAGUCUUAAACCUUUAAUGGUUGAGCAUUUUGUCAUUUCCUUCUGGUCUGUUUUGUCCUGUAGUUGCUGUCUGUUUGUAAGGCCUCUAGAAGAGCAUAUAUUUAUUCAUAUGUUUGUAAACACCUUACCUAGCAGCCCAACCUGGUCUCAGAGCUUUUCAUAUUAUUCUGUAUGUAAAUUCGAGACACUCAAUUUAGUAUGAUAUGUUACGUUUGGUAUGGUUACAUAAGACAGAUGGUUACCAAAAAGGCAAAAAUGAAAGGAGAGUGGUUGGUCGGGGUGGAUGGAUGGGCGUAUAACGCGAACGUCUAGCAUGAUACAAUUAUAAAGUUGUCGGUGAUGAGAUACGAACUCUCAACCUUCGGGUUGCUAGACUUUCACUUUACACGUUCGCGCUAUUUUCAAAUCUCAUCACGGACAACUUUAUCAUUUUUGCUAAUUAGCAACUUUUCAACUACUUACUACUUUUUAGCUACUUUGCAACUACACUGAACUAAAAUAUGAACCCCACAUGUAAAGUAUUGGUCCCAUGUUUCAUGAGCUGAAAUAAAAGAUUCCAGAAAUGUUCCAUAUGCACAAAAAGCUUAUAUCUCUCAAAUGUUGAGCACAAAUGUGUUUACAUCCCUGUUAGUGAGCAUUUCUCUUUUACCAAGAUAAUCCAUCCACCUGACAGGUGUGGCAUAUCAAGAAGCUGAUUAAACAGCAUGAUCAUUACACAGGUGCACCUUUUGCUGGGGGCAAUAAAAAGGCCACUCAAAAAUGUGCAGUUUUGUCACACAAUACAAUGCUACAGAUGUCUCAAGUUUUGAGGAAGCGUACAAUUGGCAUGCUGACUGCAGGAAUGUCCACCAGAGCUAUUGCCAGAGAAUGUAAUGUUAAUUUCUCUACCAAAAGUCGCCUCUAACAUUGUUUUAGAGAAUUUGGCAGUACGUCCAACCGCAGACCACGCCAGCCCAGGACCUCCAUAUCCAGCUUCUUCACGUGCGGGAUUGUCUGAGACCAGCCACCCGGACAGCUAAUGAAACUGAGGAGUAUUUCUGUCUGUAAUAAAGCCCUUUUGUGGGGAAAAACUCAUUCUGAUUGGCUGGGCCUGGCACCCCAGUGGGUGGGCCAAUUCCUCCCAGGCCCACCCAUGGCUGCGCCCCUGCCCAGUUAUUAGAAAUCCAUAGAUUAGGGCCUAAUUUAUUUAUUUCUAUUGACUGAUUUCCUUAUAUGAACUGGAACUCAGUCAAAUUGUUGAAAUUGUUGCAUAAUGUGUUUAUAUUUUUGUUCAGUAUACUUAGCUAACCCUUCCCCUAACCUAAUUUGUAACAUAUCAUACGUUUUGCAAAUUUAUAACAUAUUGUACGUUUUGCAAAUUCGUAACAUAUAAUACGAAUUGUAAUACGUAACAUAUAUCAUACGAAAUGGGUGAUGAACAUCCACAAAUUAAUACAUAACAUAUCAUACUAAAUUGAGUGUCUUGGAUUUACGUACAAAAUGCUCUGAGACCAGUUUGCUGAGCAGCCAACCUGCUUGCACCAAUCCCUUAUAAUUGGGGUAAAAUACAAACCGCUCUCCUCAAUGAAUUUCAUUAAUUCAUCCAUUCCGAUUAUGGUAGAAAUGACUUUUUUACAGUACAAUACAGUCAAUUGUAUGAUAUUGCACUGUGUCAUUACACAGUACUUGCUUCGAUACAGUAUUUAUUUUACAGUAGGUGUACUGUAAUAUGAAAUACAGAAUCGUACUUGCCACCGAGCUGCCUGUAAGCUAGUGUCAAAAUCACAGUAACCGCUUUACAGUGCACAUAAAAGUUCACUACUACACUAUGUGGCCCCUACUGCUGGCCAUGCUUACUCUUUAGUAGCAAGGCAGCCCCUUUCAUGCCACUUCUGUACUUACGUUAUUACAUGGGCGGGAUUGUUGGACGUCAGCAUGUAUGUUUCAUUCAUAACCAUAAGUUAUUUAGCUUUGCCGUAAUGCCAAUAACUGUCCUGUUGUGGCUUGCUGCAAGAUUUUACUCUCCACGGGGCCUGUAUUGAUAAAUAGUCUCAGACUAGGAGUGCUGAUCUAGGAUCAGGUCCCCCCCUGACUCAUCUUUUAAUUAAACCAUGAAAACAGCAUGGAGAGGGUUUACCAUUUUGAAGGAAUCACAUUAUUUUACAUAAAUUACCAGAUAUUUACAUAGAAAUUGUAUGGUAAAAUGGUAAUUACAUAAUAAUAACAUAUGAAUCACUUGUUCGUUUCAUAAAAAUUAAUCUGGGCUGGUGCAUUGUCUAUUUGGAUUUAUUUGGUUCUCAGUAUGUCAACAUGACCCAUCCAGUAGCCCUCACAACCAUGCCACCAUUACCACAAUCACCACCACUAUUAUCAACUUACCUGGUAAAAUAAGGAGUAAAAAAGACAUGGCAGGGUGGAAAAGGACCACCACCACCAGCAGCAGCACCACCAGGACCACCAGCCGCACCACCAGCAGCAGCAGCAGGACCACCAGGAACCACGAGCAGCACGCACCACCAGACCACCAGCGCAACAGCAGUAGACCACCAGGACCACCAGCCGCACCACCACAGCAGGAGCACCACCAGGACCACCAGCCCACCACCACCAGCAGGAGCACAACACAGGACCACCAUCACACACAACACAACAAGCAAUCACACCAGUACCACCAGCCGCACACAACCACCAUCAGAGCACACCACCACCAGCGCACCACCACCACAGCACCAACCACACCACACACCACCAGCAGCACACACCAGGACCACCAGCCGCACCACCACCCAUGAGCACCACCAGGCCACCCAGCCUCACCACCACCACAGAGCACCACCAGACCACCACGCACACCACCACAGUGAGCACAUCACCACCAUCCCACCACCACCAUCAUCACCAUCAUUAUUCACCCCAUUACCACCCCAUCUCACCACACCACCACCAUACACACCACCACCACCAUCACCAUCAUUAUCACCACCAUUACUACCACCACCAUCAUAAUCACCACCAUUACUAUCACCACCAUUGCCACCACCACCAAACCACUGGUGUGGAACAACUUCUAUACAGUACAAUAUACCAUGAGGGUUUAUUUUUAAUUGAUAACACACAGAGUGGGGAGGAUACACUGUAUGUGACGUUUAUGGAUGUUUAUGGACGACCCCCCCCCCCCCCCCCCCUCCCCAGCGAUGCACAAUGAGCUUUAUAAAAGGCAAGACACAAUGACACUUAUAAAAGCUGUUUAGCAGCUUACGGCUAAAGUGUUUUCCUCAAUGUCACAACCUUAAACCCCUGUCAUGAAACCCUGUGCAAGGCAAAAGUUAUGUAACACCUUGCCCAUAAACUACAAAGGAGAAGUCACAUAGUCAUAAUACUGUGGUAGCCUACUUGACAGCUCUUAAAUAAUAGUUACGUUUACAUUUUAAUUUGACAUGGCAUGCAGGUCGAACACCAAUGUUGUUCCUUUUGUCAUUAUUAUAUAUAUCUCUCCCUCUCCCAUUACAUUUCCACAGUAAAAAUGCUUCAUAUUCAGUGAAUGGGUAGUGUGGGAACUGGGAACUAAACUUGUGAUGUGUUGAACAAACCUUGUAUUGAACUAACCUGCGUAAACCAACCUUAUUCAUCUCUUUCUCUGUCACUCUCUCUCUCUUUCUCAGGGAUAGGCCUUGGGGUGGUGGUCAGGGAAUAUGCCUCUCUCUCCCACCUCGAAAAGCAGUAUUUUGGAUUCCCGGGAGAUAUCCUGAUGCGGAUGCUCAAGCUGGUCAUCCUACCCCUCAUCAUCUCUAGCAUGAUAACCGGUAACUUGGGAUGAAUUGUAUCUCAACAGCUCUAUUUCUAUUUUGUUUAAUGAAGGGGGCCAUCAGAGAAGAAUGGGCACAGAUAAGAUAUCUUAUUCAAAGACAACUAAAAUAGUCCUAGUCAUUGAGAGGACUUGUUGACAGACAUGCUUCCUUUGGGUGAACAGGUCAAUUGUUUCUCGGUCUUGUUUGUGUUCACAGGAGUGGCCGCCCUGGAUUCGGAUGUUUCCGGAAAGAUAGGUUUGAGGGCUGUGGUUUAUUACUUGUCCACCACCAUCAUUGCAGUCAUUCUGGGUGAGUUAAAAGCACCUGGUCUCACUCCCUUUCCGCUGUUCCCCCAUUUGUUAUGAAGUGUGACAUUUGAAUAUUGAAUGAUGGUUAACAUGUUUUUCAGGUAUUGCAUUGGUGAUAACCAUCAAACCUGGCGUCUCUCAGGAGGCAGAACACAUCGACAGGACAGAGAUCACAGAAAACGUCAACACAGUCGACACGCUACUGGAUCUUGUCAGGUGACAGCUACACUUCCAGUGUUUCCCCUAGGAUUAUUGUCAGCAGCGGUGGCAAAGUUAGUGUGGGGGAGGGGAGGGGAGGGGUGGCUGAACCGAACCAAUUUAGCAGCGGGGAAACACUGAAUUUUACCGUCAUAAUAGAUGAACAUGAUAUUUAGUUUGAUAGAAUUUCUAUAAAGGCCCAUUCUACAUCAGUCAGAGAUGCAGUGUAUAACAUUUCCACAUUUGUCUCACAUUGUUGACAUCUCAACAUUUGUCCCAUUCCCUCCACAGAAACAUGUUUCCUGAAAACAUAGUACAGGCUUGUUUCCAACAGGUAAGAGUCAUUGUCUUAUUUGUACAUUCAAGCUUACGGUCACUAGCCUGGUCCCAGAUCUGUUUGUGCUGUCUUGUCAACUCUUAUGAGAAUUGGCAAGACAGCUCAAACAAAUCUGGGGGGAGGCUAUACAAUCACUGCUCUUUGAGGAGAAAACAUGAUCCUACAUUCAAAAAUAACCAUGUCAAAUGUUACUAUUUCAAUUCAACCAUGUCAUUCCAGUACAAGACAAUGCGCAAAGAGCUGGAACCCUCUAAAGUGAAGGUGAACACUACAACUACAAUGUUCCCUCCUCUCUCUACCACUGUCAUGGCAACCAUUUUCCCCCCAGAGGUAGGUGUUACUGUUUCCAUAUGUUUAUCCGCCUGUGUGUCAAGAGCUGUGAUUUGAUAGGACCGAAGCUGGCAAGCCCGGUCUUCUUUUUCUACUUGAUUAGAGUUCAUCAGAUGUUUAUCUAUCCAAUCACAAUCUUUUGUGGUAUGAAAAUGUGCCCCAUUUCAGUCUUUCUUCAGAUGAGCUUUGGUGUGUCUACACCUGGUCACCCACAUCGAGUGUGAUGGCUAUGACCACAGAUCAACUUGUACAGUCGUGGUCAAAAGUUUUGAGAAUGACACAAGUAUUGGUCUUCACAAAGUUUGCUGUUUCAGGGUUUUUAGAUAUUUUUGUCAGAUGUUACUAUGGUAUACUGAAGUAUAAUUACAAGCAUUCCAUAAGUGUCAACGGCUUUUAUUGACAAUUACAUUAAGUUUAUGCAAAGAGUCAAUAUUUGCAGUGUUGACCCUUCUUUUUCAAGACCUCUGCAAUCCGCCCUGGCAUGCUGUCAAUUAACUUCUGGGCCACAUCCUGACUGAUGGCAGCCCAUUCUUGCAUAAUCAAUGCUUGGAGUUUGUCAGAAUUUGUGGGUUUUUGUUUGUCCACCCGCCUCUUGAGGAUUGACCACAAGCUCUCAAUGGGAUUAAGGUCUGGGGAGUUUCCUGGCCAUGGACCCAACAUUUCGAUGUUUUGUUCCCCGAGCCACUUAGUUAUCAUUUUUGCCUUAUGGCAAGGUGCUCCAUCAUGCUGGAAAAGGCAUUGUCCGUCACCAAACUGUUCUUGGAUGGUUGGGAGAAGUUGCUCUCAGAGGAUGUGUUGGUACCAUUCUUUAUUCUUGGCUGUGUUCUUAGGCAAAAUUGUGAGUGAGCCCACUCCCUUGGCUGAGAAGCAACCCCACACAUGAAUGGUCUCAGGAUGCUUUACUGUUGGCAUGACAUAGGACUGAUGGUAGCGCUCACCUUGUCUUCUCCGGACAAGCUUUUUUCCGGAUGCCCCAAACAAUCGGAAAGGGGAUUCAUCAGAGAAAAUGACUUUACCCCAGUCCUCAACAGUCCAAUCCCUGUACCUUUUGCAGAAUAUCAGUCUGUCCCUGAUGUUUUUCCUGGAGAGAAGUUGCUUCCUCUCUGCCCUUCUUGACAACAGGCCAUCCUCCAAAAGUCUUCGCCUCACUGUGCGUGCAGAUGCACUCACACCUGCCUGCUGCCAUUCCUGAGCAAGUUCUGCACUGGUGGUGCCCCGAUCCUGCAGCUGAAUCAACUUUAGGAGACGGUCCUGGCACUUGCUGGACUUUCUUGGUCGCCCUGAAGCCUUCUUCACAACAAUUGAACCUCUCUCCUUGAAGUUAUUGAUGAUCCGAUAAAUGGUUGAUUUAGGUGCAAUCUUACUAGCAGAAAUAUCCUUGCCUGUGAAGCCCUUUUUGUGCAAAGCAAUGAUGAUGGCACGUGUUUCCUUGCAGGUAACCAUGGUUAACAGAGGAAGAACAAUGCUAUUCUAACUCAAUCAGCAUGACAGAGUGAUCUCCAGCCUUGUCCUCGUCAACACUCUCACCUGUGUUAACGAGAGAAUCACUGACAUGAUGUCAGCUGGUCCUUUUGUGGCAGGGCUGAAAUGCAGUGGAAAUGUUUUUUGGGGAUUAAGUUCAUUUUCAUGGCAAAGAGGGACUUUGCAAUGAAUUGCAAUUCAUCUGUUCACUCUUCAUAACAUUCUGUAGUAUAUGCAAAUUGACAUCAUAAAAACUGAGGCAGCAGACUUUGUGAAAAUUAAUAUGUGUCAUUCUCAAAACUUUUGACCACGACUGUAGAACAUUAUAAUGCCACUGUGUGGACAGGGGUCAAUAUGUUGUGUUCUGAGGAAAAAGCACAAGAAAAUGGCUGUCGGCCCACUGAAACACAGUACUUCACCAUUGGAUGUUUUGACCAAAAUCGAUUUCUAUUUUUAUACUUGCUUCCUUAUUUCUCCUCUCUGUAGAACAUCACCAAGGACUAUUUGAUAGUCUGGUCAUAUUCUGAUGGGAUCAACGUGCUGGGUCUCAUCGUGUUCUGUGUGGCGUUCGGCCUCGUCAUCGGCAAGAUGGGUGAAAGGGGACGCAUCCUGCUGGAGUUCUUUGAUGCUUUAAACGAGGCCACCAUGAGGCUAGUCCAGAUCAUCAUGUGGUAUGUAACUACAGGCCACCAUGAGGCUAGUCCAGAUUAUCAUGUGGUAUGUAACUACAGGCCACCAUGAGGCUAGUCCAGAUUAUCAUGUGGUAUGUAACCACAGGCCACCAUGAGGCUAGUCCAGAUUAUCAUGUGGUAUGUAACUACAGGCCACCAUGAGGCUAGUCCAGAAUAUCAUGUGGUACGUAUUGCUGAAUUCACGUGCUAGUUGGAACUUGGACAUUUUCAACUUGCUAACUGGUUGAACACGGCAAAUGUAUAACUACAACCAGCGUUUUCUAGGUCCGACUAGCACGUGAACGUGACAUAAGUACAGUCUAGUCUACAGGCUAUCUUUAUGAAUACUUUUUUUUCUUCUUCUUCUUCUUCUUCUUCUUCUUCUUCUUCUUCUUCUUCUUCUUAAAAUUCACCCUGCAUCUCACUUAGUUACACUAGAAAUGUUUAGAAUAUUGUAGUUCACAUUAGCUAUUUUCUAUGCUAUUAUAUGAAUAUACUGUAGUUUUAAUGCUAUUCCAGUGGUGGAGGUGAUGGUGGAAAUGUUGAUAGCAUUAACAUAACCAUUGUUAUUAUUACAGCUACAUGCCAGUGGGGAUACUCUUCCUCAUCGCUGCCAAGAUCAUUGAGGUAGAAGACUGGGAGAUCUUCAGGAAGUUGGGCCUGUACAUGGUGACAGUGUUGAGUGGGUGAGCCUGAACCAGCAUUCUCUCUCUCUCUCUCUCUCUCUCUCUCUCUCUCUCUCUCUCUCUCUCUCUCUCUCUCUCUCUCUCUCUCGCUCUCUCUCUCUCUCUCUCUCUCUCUCCACAACAAUGGUAGAUUUAUAGCUGGCAUUAGGGUCCAGUUUUUCUGCAAAGGUACUGUAAAAGCUAUCUCUGUCCCGGCACAGAUAAGAACCAAGGACAUUUAAAACUGCUCAACCUGCAGAUGCGGUAAUGAGGCCUUUAGCGAACGCCUGUCCAACCGUAAAUUUCCCGGACAGAAUUAUGCUUCUGGGUGACCAGGAAAAUUAUUCUUCAGAGUCUAGUGAAGGGGAACGCAGUCCUGUGAGUCCUAAAUGGCACCCCGUACCCUAUAUAGUGCACUACUUUUGACCAGAAGCCUAUGGGCUAUAAAGGGAGUAGGGUGCCAUUUGGGAUUCAGCCUUGGUUAUUCUGUUAUUAUAAACUGGAGGAGAAGAGUUUUAGUCCCCAGUUAACCCCAGGGGUUAGUCAGCUAUUUCUUACAAUGAGUCAAAAUCAAACACUUCUUUGUAAUGUUUUACUUUUCUCCUCAGCCUAGCUAUCCACUCUACCAUUUUUCUGCCGCUGAUCUACUUUGUCAUCGUGAGGAAGAACCCGUAUACCUUUGCCUUGGGGAUGGCCCAGGCACUGGUCACUGCUCUUAUGAUCUCUUCCAGGUAAGCCUCAGUCACUAUUGGGGAUCAUACAAUAUGUUGUAUAUAUCAAAGUAUAGCAGUAAUGGCUGACAUAUCUAUUUAUUAAUCCAUUAAUAUAAUACAUCUAUCUAUCCAAUCCAUCCAUCUGUCUGUUCUUCCAUCCAUCCGUCCAAUUAUCCACCUACCCAUCCAAUCAUCCAUCCAUCCUUCUUUAACCUAAAUGCUACCUCCCUCUAGCUCUGCCACCCUGCCUGUCACCUUCCGCUGUGCCGAAGAGAACCUCCGGAUCGACAAGAGGAUCACCCGCUUCGUGUUGCCCGUGGGCGCCACCAUCAACAUGGACGGUACGGCUCUCUACGAGGCGGUCGCUGCCAUCUUCAUUGCCCAGCUCAACGACUACGAUCUUGAUGUGGGUCAGAUUGUCACCAUCAGGCAAGUCACCAACACCCUGGGUUGUCAGGAGAUUGUGUAUUCUAUGUACUCAUUUUGGGCAGGUGAAAGUGUCAUAGCAUAUUUAUAAUCAGAUGGAAAGUAUUUGGUGGUCUCAGACUUCAGCUGCUCAGAAUGAGUAUGCCACUGAGUGAUGUAAGGAAAAACGUAUUUGUGUGUGACAAAACUGACUUCACACUGGAAACUCAACCAUAAUCAAGCAUCAAGUUAAUGACCUAAUAAUAUGUCAAGGUAAGGGAAUUGCAAAGAUGGUAAUUGACUGUUUCCUCUGAUUUCAGUAUAACAGCAACUGUAGCCAGCAUCGGAGCCGCCGGUGUACCUAACGCUGGCUUUGUUACCAUGGUGAUUGUUCUGACUGCCGUUGGACUACCGGCAAAUGAUGUCACUUUAAUUAUUGCUGUGGAUUGGCUGCUGUGAGUAAUACCUUGAGUGAAAUAUUGUCAAGAGAAAAUAUUGUUUUAGUGAUGAAUACAAUGGUGUGACGUUUUAAAGGUAGACUCAGCAAUAUAACAUCACCAUACGCAGUGGAGACAACAACAAAAACAUACAGUAAAUCUGCCAAGACUGUCACUACAUUCUCUUCUCAAUUUGUGCCAUCCCUUAAACAAUGCCCAGGAGGGGCAGUCUUGGCAGAUUACAUUUGGUUCUUGUUUGAUGACUGUACGCAGGAAGUUGACCCGCAGUGUAUCAUAUUGCAAAGUCUUCAGUAUCUUUAACUAACUGAUUAUCACAACGGACAAUGUUCACUCACCAUUUCAGAGACCGCUUCCGCACCAUGAUCAACGUGCUGGGGGAUGCCUAUGGAGCUGGCAUCGUCCAGAAGCUGUCCAUGCAGGAGCUGGAGAGGAUGGACGUCACCUCGGACGUGACCAACCCCUUUGCCCCGGAGACCAGGCUGGAUGACGAGGAGUGUGAGAAGAAGUCCUACGUCAACGGUGGCUUCACCAUCGACAAAACCGACGCCAUCUCCUUCACCGAGAUCUCCCAGUUUUAGGAGGA